UCAGGGUGGGAAUUUGAAUCAUUCUACCUAACACAAACAAGAAAAAAAACAAUAUAAAGAAAAAGUAAGAAAGAAGACAGAAGAGCUGUGGGAAUUAUUUCUUACUUUUAAGCCUCUGGAAGAGUCCCAGAGCAGAAGAAUCAACUCUCUCCGCCUCCCUCUUCCCUCCCAUUACUCUCCUCCUCUGCCUAACCCAGAACACUCAGCCAUCCAUGAGUGGGACCAACUCCUCUGCCUAUCGAUCGGAGCGUAGUUUUCACCAGACUUCAUCCUCAUCCUCAUCUUCCAGUAACCCAUACAUGGAGAAGAGCCGGGGACUGUUUGCCGAGGACUUUGGCUCCUUCAUGAGGCCUGGGAGUGACGCUCUGGGGUUUUCCAGUAGCUCUGGAAAUAUCAAGACUCUUGGGGAUUCGUACCAGUUCACAGUUGACGUGCAAGACUUCUCCCCUGAAGAUGUCAUCGUCACCACAUCCAACAACCAGAUUGAAGUUCAUGCGGAAAAGUUGGCACAGGAUGGUUCGGUGAUGAACACGUUCACACACAAGUGCCAACUACCUGAGGAUGUGGACCCCACCUCAGUGACAUCAUCACUGGGCGCAGAAGGGACCCUAACAGUCAAAGCACGGCGACUACCGGCCAAACACGAGCUCGUGCAGACCUUCCGCACCGAGAUCAAGAUAUAAAGAACUGACCCGCUUUCUCAUCACAAACUUCUCACUUUUUUUGUUCUUAUGCUUCUUCCUUAUUUCCUGUCUUUACUUAAACCAUUCUACUUUAAAAACUCAGCAGAGAGUUGGCACUAUGCUCUAUAAAACAUGCCAGGUCCUCCAUCUCCAUGUCUGCAACAAUGCUGCUCUUGAGUUAGUUCAACAUACACAGCAGCAGUAGGUCAAACCUGCAGGUUCUCACACACACACACACACACACACACACACACACACACACACACACACACACACACACACACACACACACACACACACAGAGAGACACACACACACACACACAGUACUUGUGUGUUGUCCUCUAACACAGUUCUUAAAAAAUGAAGACUCACCUAACAAAUUGAUGGUUACCACAUUAAUAAUAAUUUGUAAUAUAUCACAUUUGUGUGAAUAAAGUAAUCCUGCUUUGACAUAAACAUGUGAACUAUUUCAUUGAUUUAGAUCGGGACUAAAGUAUAGUUUAAGCUACCAAUGGAGAGUUGACAAUCUAUAAGAAACGUACAAAUCUUGAGUAUUUAAAAAAAACAUUUUUGUAAGGGCGAAUAUAGCUGGUAAUGUCUUGAGUAUUUCCUCCCUUGUGUAUAAUGAAUGCAUUUAUAGAGAAGGCUUUUAAACAACAUUUAGGGUUUCAUCUUGGAGAAAUCUUCUUUUUUUAAAACAGCUGAAAGUGUAAAUAAUUGGAAAAUUCAAUAUAGUUAUACAAAUAAAAAAAAUAAAAAUAUGGGCUUGAAGGUGAGUAGGCAGUAAACAGCACAAGGCAAUCUAUUCUGUUCUGAAAAUCAGUACGAAAGCUCAGAGGUGAUUCUAUUCAGUGUUUUGUGUGUUUUGUCUGUCCUGUUUCCAUGAGAAAAUAAUUUUGAAAGCUCUUUUCAAUCUAAAAUAAUUUUGACAGCUU
This is a messenger RNA of Notothenia coriiceps (black rockcod), 1620 nucleotides long. It is a transcript of the gene hspb7, whose product is annotated as heat shock protein family, member 7 (cardiovascular). The coding region runs from base 213 to 683 and encodes 156 amino acids. Gene Ontology annotation, biological process: heart development. NCBI's taxonomy places the organism in Eukaryota, Metazoa, Chordata, Actinopteri, Perciformes, Nototheniidae. The record is from RefSeq and is a predicted model, not a curated record. Gene Ontology annotation, cellular component: cytoplasm; nucleus. The transcript is spliced from 3 exons.